UGUCAAUCUGUGUGAAUUGUGAGAGUAAGGGUGCAUCUCCGUUGCAGACUUGGAGCAGUUUGACACGGCUGAAGGCUACGGAAUCACGAGAGGUCUUGUUUAGCGGGGCAAAAACUAGCGCUCUUUGGCAGAUGCAGCUAAAGACCUUGUCAAACUACUCCUUCCAGGAGUCCAUAGCACUGAGCCAUGUUGUCAGUGUAAAUGCGCCCAAAGAAGCCCAACAGUUAGGCAAGAGCAUUCCCGAAAAGCCCCUGGCCAAAGCGGGCUGCCUCCAGGACGGAAAUCCUCUCGCUUGCCUGCUUGUUUCUGCCCCAGGCCCAGCUGGAGGGAGGAGGCACCAGAAGCGGCGCUUUCCUUUGAGCCUUCCCAUUCCUGCCAAGCGCGUCACGCCAAAGAAACUCCCCGAGUCUUCCUUUUGCGGGGAAGCGAAAGCGAAAGAGAAAGCGGGCUCGGGGCCCCUCCAUUUCCUUGGCUGCGGGCGACAUGGCGGAGGGCCGAGGGCUGUGUCCCUUCCCUGUCCUGGUGCGGGCGGACUGGGGCGGCCCCGAUCUCCCCAAAGCCACGAGGAACAAACUCCUCUGCUACUUCCAGAGCCGCAAGAAGUCCGGAGGCGGGGAGUGCGAACUCCAGCGCCAGGGAGGGCGAGUCCUGGUCUGCUUCGCUCGCCCAGAAGUGAGGCAACGAGUUCUUUCCCAAAAGACGCAUGAAAUUGACCUAGGAGAAAAAGGAACCUUGGAGCUGGUUGUCACACUGCUUGAAACAACAGAUGAAAUAAAGGAUCAUGUGCCUAAGACAAAAAUGGUUCCUGAGCAGGCUCCAAAGGAAGAAAACCAAACAGGAGAGAUGACCAAAAAGAAGACGAUGGCCACAAGGGAGGAAGUGCAACAGGAUGUGCCAAGAGAGAGCGUCACGUUAGUGAGCAGAUCUGCUGAUGGAAAUCGACAUGGCAGGGAAGAUGUAUCCACCAAUUCCCAAACAUCUCCUCUUGUUGCUCUUCGAAAUGUUGAAGACAGCAUCACGCCUGAAGUGUUAAGUCUGCUGGUAGAGAAUAUCAGCGAUCUUUUGGAAGAAAAUGACUACCAGAUUGAAUUGAUAAGGGAGAGAAAUGCUGCUGUGAUAACGUUUCAGCAAAGUAUAGAUGCUGCAACCUUUAUGAAGCAAUGUGCCAAGAGCUCAAGGUUUAAAGAAUAUAAAUUUACUGCUUGCCAUCUUGAAUUGCCACAGAUGAUCAAAGUUGAAAAUAUCCCCAUUGGAGUGUCCAAAGAUUUCAUAACACUCUACUUUGAAAGUCCAAAACAUGGAGGAGGGCCCGUCUCCAGUGUUCAAAUGUUACCUGAGGAAGAGUCAGCUCUUAUUACUUUUUGUAACAACCAAGCUGUGUCAACAGUACUGGAAAGGCAGCAUUCUUUUGAUAAUCAACCACUUUCAGUUUUCCCAUACUGCAGUUCUUUGGAUGCAGUUUUGUAUGGGAAGAAGAGACCACGGGUCAAGAUGCCAGAGCCUGUCAACGUUCCUUUAGACCCUUAUAUCUGGCAGUUCCUUCAGGGCCAGGAUAAAUUAACCCAGGAAAUAGAUAAAGAAAUGAAAAAUUGCUAUUGUGAACUAAAAUGGCCUGCAUUGACACAAAAACAGCCAGAAGUCACCUUGUUUCCCUCAGCUGCCUUAGGUAAACAAGGGAAGUCUAUGGAACAGUUAGUGAAAACGUGGAAAGACAAAAUUUCUACAGAAUUCACAUGUGUUAUGUCAAAGUUCAAGACUGCAACCUGUAAAAUCAUUCCAGAAAAAUGGAAGGAAAUAGAAAGUAGUUUCAUACAUGAUGUUUUGGCUGUACCUGUUGUAUCCAAAGAAACGGUUACCAUAGCAGGUUUUGUGUUCAAUGUGGAUUACAUAGAGAAUCAGAUAAAAGCAUAUAUUGAUAAUGUGAAUCAAAGUGCAGAAAAAGCAAGGCAAGCAAUACAGGAAACAUUGUCAGUCUCCCCAGGAAAGUAUGCUGUUCUGCAUCGUGCUUUGCAAGAUAAGAAUUUGUGUGCAGAGAACUCAGGGGUCAAGUUAUCUUACGAUCUUUCAGAAGGAGUGCUGCAGCUGUGUGGGAUGCCCACAGAAGUGUAUAAAAUGAAAAGUGAUCUACUGGAGAAGUUGCACAGCAUGAAAAAGAAGGAGGUCAUUGUCCCCACCCAAAUUGUUCAAUUUCUGCAGCAUGUAGGGAGCCAGAAGGUGUCAGCAAUCAUAUUUCAUGCAAAUAACAUAAAUGCUGCCUGUGAGCUUACAUCUAAUCAUGUCACAUUGGUAGGACAUACUUCUGGAGAUCUCUUGAAAGCAGAGGAAAGGAUGAAGAAAGACCUGGAUUGUAAAUUCAUUACUUUGGAGAAUCCAGAACUUAUCAACAAAAAGGAAUGGAAAGUACUUGUUAAGAAGCUGCUGAAGAAACACAGUUCUUCAAAUGAAGAUGUUAUAAUUGAUGACUGCUACAUUUUGGGAGAAGAUGCUAAAGUAACCAUAGCUGGAUAUAACAUAGCAGUAACUAAUAUCUAUCAGGAGCUUUCCGAUUUUGUUGAAAAGAAUACCCAUGUGCUACAAACAAUCCCUGUUAAAUCUGCUGUGGUCAUGCAGUUUCUGGAGAAAGAAAAAGGUAAGGUUUGGCAGGAUCUGAAGAAGAAAGGUUUGAACAUCAAUUUUGGGCCACAGACUAAACAGAAGAACAUUAUCCUGAGUGGCCCUAAAGCAGAGGUGUUAAAGGCAGCUGUCUCAGUUGAACAAAUGCUCUCCUUAGUGUAUUCUACUGCUGUGAUGUUUGAUAAGCCAGGAGUUAAAAAUUUCUUCAAAACACGAGAACAUUUUUACAUAACUGAAGCAAAAGCAACCUUCCAUUGUUUGAUCCAAUUGCAGAAUGAUGCAGAAGAUGGAGAUGGUGCCAGAAAGGGACAUUCCCAUACAAAAAUAACAUUGAAGGAUGGUCUUGUAAUUGAAGUCUGUAAGGGAGACUUGACACGUUUUCCAGCUGAUGUUGUGGUUAACGCAUCAAAUGAGGAUCUGCAGCACGUUGGUGGCCUUGCAGAUGCACUCUUAAAAGCAGCUGGCCCUCAGUUACAAAGGGAGUGCAAUGAUCUGGUGAAGAGACAUGGAAGUUUGAGGCCUGGGCGCGUGAUAACUACAGGUGCUUAUAAUCUGCCAUGUAAACAGGUCAUUCAUGCAGUUGGACCAAGGUGGAAAGACUCGGAAAAGGAAAAAUGUAUUAAAUUCUUAAAAAAUGCAGUGAAGGAAAGUCUAAAACAAGCAGAGACAUACAAUCAUCGUUCAAUAGCUAUCCCUGCAGUAAGUUCUGGAGUUUUUGGAUUCCCACUGAAUAUGUGUGCCCACAGCAUUGUGACUGCUAUCAAGGAAUAUUUGGAAGAAUCAUCUGAGAAUAGCAGUCUGAAACAGAUAUUCCUUGUGGAUGUGUCUGAAAAUACAGUUCAGGCACUCGUUAAUGCUUUGAAUGGAGUAUUCAGAGAAGCGCCUCCCCAGCCCAAAUCAGAGUCUCCUGCCCAGUUUCUCAGUCAGCUCACCGAAACUAGAGAUGAUUAUUACACAGUGAUCUCUGCUGAAGGCCUGAAACUCAUCCUUCAGGAAAAGGGCAUUGAAGAUGCAACAACUGACAUCGUUGUGAGCAGCAUUGGCAAUGACCUCAAGCUUGGUGUUGGUCCCCUUUCCAAAGCUUUGUUGCGGAAGGCUGGGCCGCAACUCCAAGCUGACUUUGACCAAGCAGUUCAAACCCAAGGGGCUCAGGCUGGCUCUGUGAUCAUGACCAUGGGAUAUAAUCUAACCAGUUCAGUUGUUCUCCAUGCUGUUGUCCCACUGUGGGAUGGAGGCAAAGGACAUGUAAUAAAGGAACUUAAAGGUAUUGUCCGGAGAUGCCUGGAGAAAACUGAAGAGCUGUUGUUGCGUUCUAUCUCAUUCCCAGCCAUUGGGACAGGCGGGUUUUCCUAUCCGAGAGCUGAAGUUGCUAAAUCAAUGAUAGAUGAGAUACUUCUGUUCAGUAGGACAAGGCAAUUAAAAUCUCUUCAGGAAGUUCAUGUGCACCUGCAUCCAAAAGAUACAGAUAACAUACAGACUUUCUCGCAAGUAUUUGAAUCUCUAACUGGCAGAAUUCCUAAUAACGUGCCACAAACAGAUGGGGGAAAUGCAGGUUUCUUUGGGCCUGUCUCAACUCCUGUUCUAGGAAUUAAUCAAAUGCAGAUUGGGCUGGUUCAAUUCCAAACAAUUACAGGCGAUAUUACAAAGGAAACUACAGAUGUUAUUGUCAAUGUAUCCGAUCAACUUUUUAAGUCCAAAGCAGGUGUCUCCAAGGCAAUUCUAGAAGGUGGAGGACCUCAAGUGGAAAAUGAAUGUGCAGCACUUGCCUCACAGCCUCACAAUGGCUUUAUAACUACACAAGCGGGCAACCUGAUCUGUAAGAAAAUUAUCCACCUUGCUCCUGACUCAAAUAUCAAAACUCAGGUCUUCAAAGUCCUUCGGGAGUGUGAAGCCAGGAAAUACACCUCGGUUGCCUUCCCUGCAAUUGGAACAGGUCAGUCAGGGAGGGCUCCUGAAGAUGCAGCUGAUGAAAUGAUUGGAGCAUUUGCUGAUUUCAUAGGCAAAGAAUCGCCCCAGCAUUUAAAAACCAUUAAGAUUGUUAUUUUUCAGCAAAAUAUGCUAAGUGCUUUUUAUGCCUCUAUGAAACAAAGAGAAGGUGCUCCAUUGCCCAGCACGCAAUCUGGAGGAUCGUUUUUUUCAAGGCUAAAAUCCCUUUUUACUGAGAAAAAACCACCUCCUGAAAAGAAACGCCUCUUAGUUUUAGAAAAGAAGGUUGAGGUUGCUGUGUUUGAAAUCUGUGGGGAAGACAGACAAAAAGUCGAAGGGGCUGAGGCCUGGCUUAAAAAAAUGAUACUCCAGGAACAGUCAGAAAACCUAAUUGAUGAUGAAUUGAUUGACAUGUUUGACAAUGCCGAAAUUCAGAAACUGAAUGACCUCCAGAAAAGAUUACACAUUGCCAUCGAGCUAAAGAAGAAUCAGUCUCCUCCUUCCAUUCUGGUGUCUGGCAUACCCCGUGAUGUCCUGACUGCCUCCACAGAAAUUCAGAAGCUGAUUAAAAAGAAGAAAGAGGAACGGGAAGAGAGAUCCAAGGCAGAGCUCGCCAAAAAUUUGGUUGAGUGGCAGUACUGCAAAGAUGGGGAUGUAUACAGACCUUUUGAAAUGCUACCAAAUCUCCAUUUAGAAGAUGCCAAGAUCAGCAACAAGAUGAAUGUCAAUGUCCAAAUUAAUGGGAAGACAUACGUGGUAGACAUGAUAAAUAUGAACGCUCAAGGUCAUGGAAAAACUCUUUCCAUUAAGCGCAUUGCCAAAGGAGAAGGUAAAGUAGCACUUCCCAAGCAGUGGGAAGAUAUGAAGGGGCUCAGUGUGAAAUUGGUUUUGCUGCAGCAGGCUACUCAAGAAUAUCAGGAUGUUGAAAAUAGGUUCCGGCAUGGGUGCCCUACGAGCAAAAUACAAAAGAUCGAAAGGGUACAGAAUCCUUUCCUCUGGCAGUCCUAUCAAGUGAAAAAACAAGAGCUAGAUAAAAAGAACGGCCAGACAAACAAUGAAAAGAUUCUGUUCCAUGGAACUCCUGAUUCCACAGUGACCCCAAUUAACCAUACUGGAUUUAAUCGCAGUUACGCUGGAAAGAAUGCUGCAGCAAUUGGAAAUGGGACUUACUUUGCCGUAAAUGCACAUUAUUCUGCACGUGACACAUAUUCUAAACCAGACAGCAAUGGUAGAAAAUACGUAUACCUAGCUCGGGUUCUCACUGGGGUGUAUUGUGUUGGAAAGCAUGGAUUAAUUACUCCACCACCAAAAAACACAGUAGGGUUUGACCUGUACGAUAGCGUGACUGACGACGUAAACAAUCCAUCCAUGUUUGUUAUAUUUUCUGAUGCUCAGGCUUAUCCAGAGUAUCUUAUUACUUUCAGAAAAUAACAUCACACUCAAGGGCUGCCCCUCUCCUUUCUAAAAGAAAUAAAGACACUCAAUGAGAAUGAUUGAAACGAGCAGGCCAUUUGGCUUUUAUUGCUUGAACUUUCUUGCCAAUUAUGAUCCUACUGUGCCUUUUUAGAGAUUAACAGACUAAAAUUGUUAAGAGUAAUUAUGGGGGUAAAGAAAAGAUGGGAAGGCCGGCAUGAAUUCAAGGUAGGUGGAGCUAUGCCAUGUAUUACAUUCUGAAUCAGAUUGAAGGGAACAUGUUCAAUUUCAAAAGGGUUGCAUGACAUAUUAGAACAACUGUGUUAUUCCCACAAUAUCAAGAAACACAGUGGCAUAGGGUGGACCAUGAAUUGUGUUUUGCCUUUUAGUAUAUUCCUGAAAGUAUGCAUUUGAACGGAACUACAUCCUGGAUAUGUGACAAAAAUGCCACCCCCUUUUGGGAAGGAAUGAUUAGAAGCAGGGGGUAUUUAACUUGCCAAUUCUUCUGCAGUGAUCACUUCCACCCAGGCCUUUCUACCCCAUCUCCCAACAGAUUUGCAGAUGUGAGUUCAUCUGCAUGACCAGACUGCUCUGUUGCAAUCUCUGGGGUGUUUCAGGAAACUUGUAACUUCACCAUUGUGCAUUCUUCUGUCCCUUGAGCUGCUGUGCCUGCUGCCUGUGAAAUUCCUGGGUGACAUUUCUGUGAGCUGUUAAUCUCAGAGAUUAAGCAUAGAGCAGAAGAAACUUAGUUUUAUUUAUGUUUUUUUUUUACAGAAAAUGAACGAAAUAAGGCUUGCUUUUGUCUUAAGUGCCUUCUGACAGCCUUCAUGGCUGUAGCUCUUUGUUAGGUGGCUAGCAGGGCAUUAACUGAAAACUACACCUGCUUUCCAUAUAUAUAGGCAGGUUACACUGCUCUGGUCUUUCUUCUGGGUGGAGUUGCCAACUGAUCUGAAAGCCUCCAGGCUGAGGUGUUCUCCUGUGACUCUGUAAGCAAUCAGGUAAAUGAUGGAAAUUGGCAGGACACAGUUGCAUUGAGAGAAAACAUAAGCACAAGCCACUUUAGAACAAAGUCUAGUUUACAUUGGCAAAGAUCAGACUGAAGUCUUUCCGAGAAUCAUGCUGCAUUUCAUGUUCACCACACAAGAAGUGGCCAUCCCGCUUUCUCUUUGGACUACUACAUGCCUAUGUCAAGAGGCAAUGAAAAAUGGUAUCUCCACCGGGUUCACAAGGAAGAUGCCACUCAUUGGUUUUCUAUGUUCAUUUCUUGAAACUUCCAGAAGGGGAUGGAAGAGUUUGUAUUUGUAUGUGCAUAAAUAGUGAUAGAAUCUGUACCACUGCCAAGGUUAGCAAAGUUUGCAUGGGUUUGUUGCUGCCAAUUGCAGUGUUUGAUGGUCACAUGAAAUAUAUAUGAUUAAAAGCUUUGAAUUGUUGGG
Molecule: messenger RNA, 7385 nt
Organism: Anolis carolinensis (green anole)
Lineage: Eukaryota; Metazoa; Chordata; Lepidosauria; Squamata; Anolidae
Product: protein mono-ADP-ribosyltransferase PARP14
Exons: 17
Coding region: 484-5970 (1828 amino acids)
Biological process (GO): negative regulation of gene expression; protein poly-ADP-ribosylation
Cellular component (GO): cytoplasm; nucleus
Molecular function (GO): NAD+-protein mono-ADP-ribosyltransferase activity; transcription corepressor activity; NAD+ poly-ADP-ribosyltransferase activity
Source: RefSeq, a predicted model, not a curated record